Acytostelium subglobosum LB1 is the source of this 825-nucleotide messenger RNA. RefSeq lists its product as hypothetical. The transcript is spliced from 2 exons. Lineage: Eukaryota; Evosea; Eumycetozoa; Acytosteliales; Acytosteliaceae. The annotation marks the transcript as partial. The record is from RefSeq and is a predicted model, not a curated record.
GCCGUCGAGUGGUACUUCAGUACCGUGCGGAGGAAGGUCUUCAAGCCCAACUUCAUGUCGUUCUAUCAGUAUCAGAGGGCAGCAUUAUUGGAGCUCAUCAAGAAGCACAAUGUUGACUCGAGAUACAAAGGACAUAAGAAUGUUUUCAACACGACCCGCAACUACAACUCAAAUCAAGAUCUGUCCUUCUGUCAAGCGUUGCUCACCGCGCUUACUCCAAAGUUCACGAGAGGUCACCAAUCCAAGUUGGACAGCCGCUCUAACGCCGCCGACACUGGAGACAAGGGUGUAGGGGCACCCGCGGGUAACAAGAAUGCUGUUCAACCGAACACAGGGAACGCUGGUAGUGCUUCCACAACCACACAGGACCAGCACUCUGUCCAAGAGCCAUCAACCCAAGGUCCAUCAAACAAGAAGCUAGAUACCUCAAGCCUCAAGUUGUUUGCCAAGGCAUAUCCAUGUAUGAGAAGGAGGCUCACCUACAGGCAAUCAACAUGCAACUUGGACCCUACUCAGAGCAAGACGACCCGAGGACAUCCUUGCCCUGAUGAGUCGUGUUCAAAGAUAUACAUCUAUGUCAACAGAUUCAAGAAGCAUCUAGUAGAGAGUCAUUCAUGGAGUUACGCCGAUGCAGACACACUCAUUGACACAUGUGCCUACAAAGAACGAUCACAGCUUGAAAAGGUGAAAGUUCAAGACCCUUCCCAGAUAGACCAUGAAGACCUUUGCACCGAGCUCCAUGUCACCCAGAGCGAUCAAGUGCAGCUUCAAGAAUCGGCCACUGCACCAUCUGACCCAUCUAUCGUUGUGAGAUUGCAGCUGUUU